AGAAGGUGUGGUUUUACUAAGUCAGAAAGAGCAUAUGUCAACCAAGCAGGCUACUGAACAGUGCAACAGCACAGUUUAUCGCCUCGGUCUUCAUUGUGUUUCUGUGACAUAGCUGACAGCAGCUUACUCUGUCAGAUUUCUUUAUUAAAAUGGACUGUGCAUUUGAUAACCUGGAUGCAGCUGGUUUCCUGGAAAUCUGGCAACACUUCGAUGCAGAUGAUAAUGGCUACAUUGAGGGCAAAGAGCUUGACGAAUUUUUCCGUCACAUGAUGAAGAAACUUGGUCCAAAGGAGAAAGUGACUGACGAGCAGGUUCAGAGACUGAAGCAGAGGUUCAUGUCCGCCUACGAUGUCACUGCUGACGGGAAACUACAGAUCCAGGAGUUGGCCAAUAUGAUCCUCCCUGAAGAUGAGAACUUCCUGUUAGUUUUUCGCAGAGAGGCUCCUCUGGACAACAGUGUUGACUUCAUUAAGAUAUGGAGGAACUAUGAUGUUGACAGCAGUGGCUACAUAUCAGCUCAGGAGCUCAAGGCUUUCCUGAAAGACCUGUUCCGGCAGCACCGCAAGGAAGUGUCUUCUGACAAGCUGGAGGAUUACACCGACGCAAUGAUGAAAAUCUUUGACAAAAACAAGGACGGCCGUUUGGAUUUGAACGACCUGGCCAGGAUCUUGGCUUUAGAAGAGAAUUUCCUGCUUCAGUUCCAGUUGGAUGCCUGCAGUAAAGAUGAGAGGAAGAGAGAUUUUGAGAAGAUCUUUGACCAUUAUGAUGUUAGUAAGACAGGAGCGCUGGAAGGUCCUGAGGUGGACGGCUUUGUCAAAGACAUGAUGGAGCUGGUCAGGCCCAGUAUCACAGGUCCCGAGUUGGACAAGCUGCGAGGGGUUCUGCUGCGUCACUGUGACGUCAACAAGGACGGAAAGAUCCAGAGAAAUGAGCUAUCCCUGUGUCUUGGAGUCAAGCCUAAACCCUAGUUUAGAGAUGUGUUAUGAUAUUGUGCUAUGAAAACACUCACUCUGUAUUUGUUCGAGAGUCAAUAAUGGUAGAAUGCUGUGCUUUAGUCAAGAUCAGUCUGAGGUUAUUUAAGGUCAGUCUUCAUAAAGUUUUAUUUGAUUCUGAAUAUGAUAGAAACAAAUUGGAUAUUGUGUUCUAUGACUUCGAAUUGUGCAUGCUUUAGGACAACAAGAAAACAAUUAGAUAAUAAUGCUUUAUGAUGUCUGGUGUUUUGUAGUGUAUUAAUCAGUUUGUCAGUGUCAGUGUAGCUUUUGAAAACAGAAUGAUUUUCAUUGCAAUAUUAAGUUUUGCUCUUUUAAUUAAGAGCUGGUAUAUGCUGGCCAUUACUGACAUUUGGCCACGUGCAUGCUUCUCUGCCAAAAAACCCUGUUGAGAAAAAUAAAUGAUGAUGAUGAA
Molecule: messenger RNA, 1404 nt
Organism: Scophthalmus maximus (turbot)
Lineage: Eukaryota; Metazoa; Chordata; Actinopteri; Pleuronectiformes; Scophthalmidae
Gene: scgn
Product: secretagogin, EF-hand calcium binding protein
Exons: 11
Coding region: 150-968 (272 amino acids)
Biological process (GO): regulation of long-term synaptic potentiation; regulation of presynaptic cytosolic calcium ion concentration
Cellular component (GO): terminal bouton; dendrite; synapse
Molecular function (GO): calcium ion binding
Source: RefSeq, a predicted model, not a curated record